Molecule: messenger RNA, 561 nt
Organism: Ogataea angusta
Lineage: Eukaryota; Fungi; Ascomycota; Pichiomycetes; Pichiales; Pichiaceae
Exons: 2
Coding region: 1-561 (186 amino acids)
Source: RefSeq, a predicted model, not a curated record
AUGGCAACAGAAAAAAACCAAGCUCCUGAUACUCGUGCUUAUGUCAGCGUUUCCAUUCUGCUUCAGUUUCCUAAUGAGUAUUCGGCAGCUGCUGGAGACCAUCGACUGCAGGGCCUCGUGGCCGAGCACGCAAACCUGAUGCGUGUGCUGGAACAGACACAGACACAGGGGCUGCUGGCUGUUCCUUCGGUGUCGCGUGACGACACAAUGUCUGUGGAGGAAAAAUACCGGCUCGUUGUUGCGUCUCUGCACGAGAUGGAGCACCAGGUGAACCAGCUGGACGAAUUACAGCUGCGUCUCGAGCAAUGGGACGAUUUGAUGCGCGACGCCAAGACGCGGACGGCGGCCGCGAAACUGAUGAGCUUCGACCAGAGGAACGUGGCCGAGGUGAUGGACGCGCUUGUGAGGCUGAAAGAGCGGUUCUACGCUGCGGUUCUGCGCUCCAGCCGUCUUAUGCGCAUGUACAUGGUCGAUACGUUUGAGCAGGCGACGUUCUAUCUGGACGUGGAGACGAAGCUCCGUCGGUACACAAGGCUGGUGGAGCAGAAACAGGGUAAGUAG